GACCGGCUUCGUGAUGUGUUAGAAAUUACGUUAUUAUCAAUUCAGUUAAGACUUAUAAGCUUACUAAACCCCACAGCGAAGUAACUAUUAUCGCAUUCUAUCAUCAUGGUGUCUGUUAUUAAUUCAGUUGAUACAGCUCAUGAAGACAUGAUUCAUGAUGCACAGCUUGAUUACUAUGGAACAAAACUGGCGACCUGUUCAUCAGAUCGGACAAUAAAGAUAUUUGAUGUUAAGAGUGGACAACAAACACUUGUGUCAGAACUGAGAGGACAUGAUGGUCCAGUAUGGCAGCUUGCCUGGGCACAUCCUAUGUUUGGUAAUCUGCUAGCGUCCUGUGGUUAUGACAAAAAGGUUAUCAUAUGGAAGGAAAGCAAUGGAACCUGGGGAAAACUCUAUGAAUAUCCUAAUCAUGAUUCAUCAGUAAAUUCUGUACAGUUUGCUCCUCACGAAUUUGGUCUUAUAUUGGCAUGUGGCAGUUCUGAUGGGUCUAUUUCAAUAAUAUCCAGUGCAGGUGAUGGAGCAUGGGAUGCCAAGAAAAUAAACAACGCCCACUCUAUUGGUUGUAAUGCUGUAAGCUGGGCACCCUCUAUAUCCCCUGGAGCCCUGUUAGAUCAGUCAGUACGUCAGCAGGCUGUCAAGCGACUUGCAUCAGGGGGAUGUGACAAUCUUGUCAAGAUAUGGAGGGAAGAAGAUGGGCAGUGGAAGGAGGAUCAGAAGUUAGACGGACAUAGUGAUUGGGUGAGGGACGUUGCCUGGGCACCCUCUAUAGGUCUGCCAAAAAGUAUCCUGGCAAGUUGUUCUCAGGAUUUCCGGGUUAUGAUUUGGACUAAUGAUGGAACAAGCAGCGACUGGACAUCUAAAACACUAAAUAAGUUUAACGACGUUGUGUGGCAUCUUAGUUGGUCAAUCACAGGAAACAUUCUGGCUGUAUCAGGGGGAGACAAUAAGGUCAGUCUAUGGAAGGAGACACUAGAAGGGCAGUGGGUGUGUAUCAGUGAUGUUACCAAAGGUCAAGGUCAAGUCACAGACAGUCAAAAGGGCUCCUCAAGUUGAUACAGUAACCAUAGUGAUUCAGUAACAAUCUCAGCCAGGACUGUACUGGGGACCAUAUGUGUGUUAUGACUUUGCUAUCCAAAUCACCAGACAGGCACAGACACAUAUCAAAUGGUCCCCAAAACAAUAUGCCAUAAAAUUCUUUGCAAUUUUCAUUAAGAUUGUAUAAAUGAUGAAGAUGGACUGUGUGGACCUGUGGUUGGGGCACAUUGAGGAGACAUGGGUGUUUUGUAACAAUCCUUAUUUCAGUCCUCAGUGAUUGUAAUGGAGACAUGGUGCCAAUUUCUAUUAUUUAUACAAGCAUUAGGACACUCCUAUAAGGGGUGUGAGUUUUCAGCUAUCAGGGUUUGUAAAAGCCAUCAUUAUUGAAUAUGGAUUUUUGAAAUUUUACGGUUCAUUAGAUAUGAAACCACGGUUUCUCUGCAGAAAAUGUGUUUCAAAUUUUCGGAAUUUUGUCAUAUACUAAUUCUAUGAUUGAAUAUGAAAUGAAGAAGGGACUGAAUGUUCACCAAUUACAAAGUAUCUGUGAGGGAUAUUUUAUGACAAGUUGUUUCCAUCCAAAUGUUAAAGAAAAUUUUCAUUGAGCUGAUAAAUAGUGCUCAUUUCUUUAAAACCUUAGUAUCAUACAGAAUGUAUAAUACUUUAUACUUCAAUUUUGUACCUUGAUCUCAAAUCACUGACUGGUAAUGUGUUUGAUUUCAGUGCUCCAUACGAGGAUUAAGAUAGGAGAGUUAAGUAUCUCUCUAUCUAGGUUGUAAAUAAUGAAAAAGUACAACUUGAUUAAAUCUAGGGCUACACUUGUAUCUCACAACAGUAAAACUAUAAUGUUCUGUAGAGGUGUUAUUGCGAUCAUGUCUGGCAUGUCUACAAGGAACUCUUGUGCAGUAGACAAGACAUUUGUAAAGUCUGGCUUAACAGCUUUCAUAACUUUCUCUAAAUUAGUAUUUGUUUUCAAAGAAAUGGAGUGCCCCACUUGAAUUUGGUUUAAUUGAAAUUCUUAUCACUUUCCACAAAACCAGGCACAAAAAAAAUUUUGAAAGAGGUCUCGUUUUUAUUUAUUGAUUUUUCUUAUUAGAAUUAUGGUGAUAUGCUGAUCAUUGAACUAAGAAAGUGAACUUUUAUUCAUAAGGGGCUCACCAGAACUCAUGAAGUGCUUUUGAGGACUAAGAUAAUACAUGUACCAAAGAAAAUUUUGAAAUGUAAAAUAACAAGAGGCUUAACCGAGUUUACAUGUCAUGUUGCUUUCUACACAGAAAAUCUUUUGAAAUUAUUAUUCAUUUUCAUAGGAAAUACUUCUUAUGCUUGCAUAUUGAUAUGGCAAGAAUUUGUUGUGUUGAUGUUGUGUGGAAAUGCACUGUAUAUUGAGGUAUUUUGAGGAUAUUUAAAUCCUUACUAUUACAGUUGUCUGUCUUGGCACCAUCCUUACACAACUAUUUUUGUUGCAAGGACAUAAAACCCUAUAACAGUAAAAACAAAAAUCAAUUGUCGCAACAUUAUCAGGAAAUUCUGUAUUAUAAACAUGAUAUAAUGUACAUGUAAUUGUGCAUGGCUCUUUGCAAAUGUAUUGAGAAUAUUCAUGAAUUUGAAAGAAAACACUGGUUUGUGCCUCAGUUAAAGUCUUUUCUGAUAAGUAAUGGACUUUUAACAAGUAAAGGUAAAUAACUUAAUAUAUCCAGUGUAUUUUUAGGUUAUUUCAAUUCUAACUGUUAUAGGGGUCUGUCUUGACAUCUGUCCUUAUAUGAGCCAGGCUGUAGUGAGGAUAUGUAAAUAACUAUCAAAUUACCAUGUGUACUGAUAACUGUGUGCUGAGAGAGAGUGGAAAGUGAGAACUGAUAAAAGAGAAUACCACUAUAUAUAAUGUAGAUGUUGGUGUAAAUACAGUUUUUGAAUGACUAA
Ylistrum balloti is the source of this 2949-nucleotide messenger RNA. Its product is annotated as protein SEC13 homolog. The transcript is spliced from 10 exons. Lineage: Eukaryota; Metazoa; Mollusca; Bivalvia; Pectinida; Pectinidae. The record is from RefSeq and is a predicted model, not a curated record. Gene Ontology annotation, cellular component: COPII vesicle coat; nuclear pore outer ring. The coding region runs from base 106 to 1053 and encodes 315 amino acids. Gene Ontology annotation, molecular function: structural molecule activity; protein binding. Gene Ontology annotation, biological process: protein import into nucleus; COPII-coated vesicle budding; positive regulation of TOR signaling.